AUGACGCCAACCAACGUCGAUCCGAUUACGCUCGAAGUGAUGCGCAACGGGUUUUACUCCAUCGCGGACGAGAUGAUCGCCGCGCUGAUCCGCGCGAGCUACUCCACGAACAUCAAAGACCGUCGGGAUACGUCGGGAGCAAUCUACACCGGCGCCGGCGAUGUGGUCGUGGUGGCGCAGAGCGAGAUUGGUACCCCGCUGCAUCUUGGUACGAUGCACUCCGCCGUCUUGACCGCUAUGGACCAGUACCCGUUCGAGGAGCUGGAGCCGGGCGACGCCGUCGCGCUCAAUACGCCCUACCCAGCCGGUCCCGGCCAUCUCAACGACCUGGCGCUGAUAUCACCCGUAUUCUAUGAGGGCGAGCUCAUUGCCAUAACCGCCAAUCAGGCCCACCACGUCGACAUGGGCGGAUUCGCCCCUGGGUCGAUGCCAUUCGGCGUCACGGAGAUUUUUCAAGAGGGCCUGCAAAUUCCCACCGUGCGCCUGUUCCACAAGGGACAGCUCAACCGCGACCUCUGGGCACUGAUCGCUCAGAACGUUCGCCCCAGGACCGAAGUACGGGGCGACCUCCUUGCUCAGUUCGCCGCCAACAACGUCGCCGAGCGUCGGCUGACCGAUCUCGCGUCGCGGUACGGACCGGAGAUGGUGAGACGCUACCUCGACGAGAUGCUGAACUACUCCGAGAGGCGCAUGAGGGCCGCGCUGAAGCAGAUACCCAUCGGCACCUACGAGUUCGAGGACGUGAUGGAAGGUGACGGCAUAACCGAUUCGCCGAUCACCAUCCGCGUCAAGAUCGAAUCGAAGGGCGACUCGUUCGUCGCCGACUUCACGGCAAGCGACGACGCCUGCAAAGGGCCCCUCAACUGCCGCUGGCCUUCCGUCGCAGCAUGCGUCUAUUACGUGCUCAAGGCCUGCCUCGACCCGGAGCUUCCACCUAACGCGGGGGCGUACCGUCCCGUCGAGAUCAAGGUACGGGAGGGCAGCCUCCUGUCCGCGCGGUACCCGAUGGCCGUGUGCAACGCCAACAUCAUCACCACGCAGCGGAUCACCGAUGUGCUGCUCGGCGCGCUUGCGCCCGUUAUUCCCGAUAAGGUGCUGGCGGCCUGUUCAGGUACGAUGAAUCUGCUCAACAUCGGUGGUAUCGACCCGCGCAACGGCAUCUACUACAACUACGUAGAGACCUACGCAGGCGGCCAGGGCGCCAUGCAUAACGCGGACGGGAUGGACGCCGUCCAGAACCACAUGACAAACACCCGCAACGCCCCGGUGGAGUCAAUCGAGCUUGCCUAUCCCCUGCUCGUCGAGUCCUACGGACUGGUGCCGGACAGCGAAGGCGCCGGUCGGUACCGGGGCGGACUGGGAAUUCAUCGGCACCUGCGCGUGCUGGGUGAAAGCGUCACCCUGACCCUCAGUUCCGACCGGGAACAGAGUAAGUCCCUGGGGCCUCUUCGGGGGCGAGGACGCAGACCGAUCGGCGUGCAUCAUAGAGGCCCCGGACGGCUCUGA
Messenger RNA from Geodia barretti, 1506 nucleotides. The record is from the annotation of a GenBank genome assembly. Lineage: Eukaryota; Metazoa; Porifera; Demospongiae; Tetractinellida; Geodiidae.